ACGAGGUUCUAUCUUGAAUUUGGGUACAGUUCAAGAGCAAUAGCCUUCGUGGAGAAGAGUGACCCAAGCAAACUAUUUAGAUACUCUUCACUGCCGCCACAUCUCGUUCGUACAGAGCUGUAUAGCCAUGCGUCCCUUCACAUCAACUGCCGCUGUGGCGGCGAUCACCUUUUCCUUCGUUUUCGCCUCCCCUUCCCCUGAUUCUUCUAGCAAACGCUACAACCUAAACCCUAACCGCUACAAACCCGAAUGCAUCAUCAACACCGACGUUGUGGUUAUUGGUGGAGGCGGCGUCGGAACCUACGCUGCGAUUCAACUCAAAGACCAGGGCAAGAAGAUCGUGCUCAUCGAGAGUAAAGCUCGACUGGGCGGGCAUACUGAGACCUACAUCGAUCCGGAAUCCGGCAGUCCGAUUGACAUGGGAGUGAAGCUCUAUCACGACGAACCCAUCGUAUACGAUUGGUUUGAGCGCUUCAAUCUCUCCACCACCAGAUUUGACUUCGCCGCUCCUGCUCCUGGCGCUGCGUCUCAGAACGUCGACUUUCGGACGGGUCAGAUUUUGGAGGGCUUGCCGAAUGCUAACCAGACAGCUUUGGCGGGAGCUCUGCAGCGAUAUGCUGCUGUGAUCCAGCAGUAUUCUCAGUUGAACGGCGGUUUUUACCUUCCCGACCCGGUCCCUGAGGAUUUAUACAUGCCCUUCGGCCAGUUCGUGCAGAAGUAUGAUAUCGCCGAUGCUGUUCAAACCAUCUUUGGACUCACUUCCGCCUUCGGGGACAUACUCGAGCUCCCCACGCUGCAGAUAAUCCGCACUAUGUCGCUCAGUCUUCUUGCGACCACCAACAACUUCCAAACCAGCUCAGUGAUGAACAACAGUCUUCUCUUCGAGAGAGCCACCAACGAACUUCUCGCAGCUCAAUCACUCCUUCUUUCCUCAAACGUGCUCGCCACAGAACGCAUCAGCGCGUCCGGCUCCGUCAAGGUCCUCGUCUCCACUCCCAAAGGCCGCACUCUCAUCCUCGCCAGAAAACUGCUCAUAACCAUUCCCCCCACCCCAGCCGCUCUCAAAAACCUCGACACCGAUCGCAACGAACUGAGCCUCUUCAGCCAACUCACAGCCGUCGGCUACUACACCUCCAUCAUCCGCAACGCGGCUCCCGCCAACACCACGCUCCAAAACCUCGCCCUCGACCAACCCUACGCCCUUCCCCCAAUGCCCGCAAUCUACAACGUAAAUGCCAUCCCCGCCAACCCCUCCCUCAGCCUCGUCUUCUACGGCACACCCGUCGGCUCCUCGCCCUCGGACGCCGAAGCCCAGGCCGCCAUCCUCGCCGCCCUCAAGCGCUACCAAGCCGCCAACGGUCUGCCGCCCUCGGAACCCGAGUUCGUAGCUUUCAGCAACCACAGCCCGUACAACAUGAUGGUCGGCGCGCAGGCAACGCGUGAUGGGUUCUAUGCAAAGUUGUAUGCGCUGCAGGGCGGGCGCAAUACGUUCUGGAGCGGCGCGGCGUGGAGGGCGCAUGACAGCUCGGCGAGCUGGGCGUUUACGCGGGACAGUGUUUUGCCAGGGUUGAUUGCGAGUUUGUAAGGGGUUCCAAUGGUUGUUGGAUGAUGGGCUUUUCAUUCGUCGAUCAGAGUUUUGAUCAUUUUUUGAGUUUAAUCGUUGCCGUGGUCAGAGUAGGGGUUUGAGUUGGCUACAACUACGGCAAGGCUUGUGGAAUCUAUGCAAUGGGCUCGGAUAAUGGUAAGCCUAUUUUCUCCAUGGAGACUGCGAGUGAAACUAUACAACUGCCGAUCACUUCCUCGAGUUCAUGAACGCAUGUGCACGUUACUAGAAUCAGCGGAAGGUUCCUGGAGCGAGUUUU
This is a messenger RNA of Boeremia exigua, 1862 nucleotides long. RefSeq lists its product as uncharacterized. Bases 128 to 1585 code for a protein of 485 amino acids. The record is from RefSeq and is a predicted model, not a curated record. NCBI's taxonomy places the organism in Eukaryota, Fungi, Ascomycota, Dothideomycetes, Pleosporales, Didymellaceae. Gene Ontology annotation, molecular function: oxidoreductase activity. The transcript has a single exon.